AUGAUUGUCCACGACAUAGGUGUUCCGCAUUGUGACUGCAGAUUUUGCGUUUCGCGUCCACCUUUGUCGUGCGGGGGAGUAUUGGAGAUAUCUUGGGAUAUUGGCGCGGCUCAAUCACCAUCUCACAUCGCCGAAGCUUUUCUCACUCAUCCACGACACAUCAUUACAUCAAAAUCCAUCACCCUCCUUCCCCUCGUCAUUCUCACUCUCACCACCACCACCACUCCCACUCCUCCUCCACUCCCUCCUCCGCCGGAACAUGUCAAAUUCGGUUAUUUCUCCAACUUCCGAUGUGGGACUUUCAUCAUUAACACCCCCCCUCACGCUCAGAGGUCAUCAUCUGAAGCGUGGGCAAUUGUGGGAACAACAUCCACGGGGUGGCCCAACAUCGGGUGGCUGAUCAUUAACACCCUACCUCACGCUCAGAGAUCAUCAUCUGAAACAUGGGUAAUUGUGGGAACAACAUCCACGGGUGGCCCAGAAUCGACUGCUCUGAUACCAUGUCAAAUUCGGAGGUCAUCAUCUGAAGCGUGGGCAAUUGUGGGAACAACAUCCACGGGGUGGCCCAACAUCGGGUGGCUGAUCAUUAACACAACACAAACUCCCACAGCUGGAGCUCGCCAUAAGAUUGGAGUCGCCAUCGAUCUCUCCGAGGAGAGAGCUUUCGCCGUCCGCUGGGCCGAAGAGGACGGAGCUCUCAGCGAAGAAGAUCCAAAAACCCUAAUCAUGGUAAUCACUUACACCCACCAUCUCUCUCCUCCACCACUCCUUGGAGUUUCUUAG
Messenger RNA from Microthlaspi erraticum, 783 nucleotides. The record is from the annotation of a GenBank genome assembly. Lineage: Eukaryota; Viridiplantae; Streptophyta; Magnoliopsida; Brassicales; Brassicaceae.